Molecule: messenger RNA, 309 nt
Organism: Strongylus vulgaris
Lineage: Eukaryota; Metazoa; Nematoda; Chromadorea; Rhabditida; Strongylidae
Source: the annotation of a GenBank genome assembly
CCAUCACGUAGAGCUGUGAAAGAUGUAGUCUGCUUCCAUGCUGCUGAUUUUGAGCGUAUCGUGGAGACUUUGCAGCUUGACCUUUAUGAACCACCGAUGUCACAGUGUGUUCAAUGGGUCGAAGAGGCGAAGUUGAAUCAGCUUCGUCGUGAAGGCGUUCGAUACUCCAAAUUUCAUUUACACCACAACGACAUUUAUUUUCUUCCGCGAAACAUUGUUCAUCAGUUUCGUACGAUAUCUGCUUGUGCAUCAAUUGCAUGGCAUGUUCGAUUGCAGCAGUACUACAUGGAAGAGGAAGCUCCUGAAUAG